AUGACUUCGCCGCCUCGAUCGGUGUCGCAGGCGCUGUUAUCGCCCGUGCGACACGUCCUCGCGAGCUUGCGAACGAACUCGUUCGAAGGCGAACGAUUCGUCGGCGACGAAGGGGGCGAGGACAAGCGUGAGGAGAUAUUCGCACGCUUAGAAGCACACGUGGAGAACGGGCUGAAGAAGAACACGCUGAGCGACGGUGAUAUCUUUGAGUUGAUUCGCUUGACGACGGCGUUCGGGUUAGAGGAAGUAGGGACGUCGAACGCGGGCGCCGCGUUGGAAGCGGCGCGGUACGUGCUCACGGGGUCGAGCGCGACGGCGACGACGGGAGAUUCAGAGGUGUUUCACGCGUCAACGCCCAUGAGUGCGAAUGGAACGCUCACCGCGCAGCCGUUGUCACCGCCUCCGACCGCGACGACGCUCUUGGCGAGAACGGCGUCUGGGGGCGCUCAGACGGCGCCAAACACGCCGCAGCCCGAUGACGGAGGUAGAAUGGAGUCUGCGACAACUGCAACUAGUACGAUGAGAGACGCUGCUCGCGCGACGAAGUCUUCGUCACUUCGUUCGAAGAGCAAGUCGGCGCUUUCGUCCAUCGCCGGCGCGACUGACGAAUCGAAAAAGCCAAAGCCGCGCCGGAGAACCGAUGGAGAAACGGUCGAAGAUCGUUUGCUCCGCGAGUGGAUUCUUAGACAAGCGCGCGAGUCGGCGCGAAUGGAAGAGAUACGUCAAGCCGAACUCGCCGCAACCCGAAAAGCAAAUUUGACGGGUCGACAGAUUAUGGAAAGCGUCGAGUCGCUGCGCGCGCGCGGCGAGGCUAGCCGCAAGCAGCAAGAAGAAGCACGAAAGGCGGCGGAGGCGAGCGCACGUCGACUCGCGAUGCGGAGUGUGUCGGCGCACAUCGGUAAGAAGACUCGGGAACUCACAGCGAAGAUGCCCGACUUUUCUUCGCGCCAACAGAGAUUUGCGUCAAAGGCGGCGGAACGCGCGGAGCAACGACGUCGGGAAGCCGAAGAAGAAAAACGAGCCAAAGAAAUGGUUGAUGUUUCUGGAGAGCGCGUGCCCAUGACGAACCGAGCGGCGCAGACGCAUAGAACGCUUGAAGACCUUCAGGCGUGGAACGAUCGCAGAGAAGAGAAAAUCCGUAGCGCCAAGGCGAAGAAGGAGCAGGAAGAAUUGCACGGGGCGACUUUCGCGCCGGUGUUGGAUCAAAGGUCGCUACGCAUGGCGCUGAAGAAGCGCAUGGCGCUGAAAAAGUCACGCGAGGACUUCGCGACGUCAAUAAAUCAUGAGCGUGACGCCGAUGACGCCCGCCACCCAUUUACGCCGCGUCUCGUUUCUCGACAACGUGAGACUCCGAGAGAUGUCGUGCUCGAGCGACUGUAUAGCGCGUCAAAAUCGACGCAAAAGAAGUCGGCCACGCCGGAUAGAACUCCGCGCGAACACUGGGGUGGCUACGGCGUCGACGACGAUCACCCAGACGCUGACGCGGGGGCGUCGGGGUUCAUCUCGCUCGCCGAGCUCGACAGAGAGUAA
Ostreococcus lucimarinus CCE9901 is the source of this 1530-nucleotide messenger RNA. RefSeq lists its product with no specific name. The record is from RefSeq and is a predicted model, not a curated record. The coding region runs from base 1 to 1530 and encodes 509 amino acids. NCBI's taxonomy places the organism in Eukaryota, Viridiplantae, Chlorophyta, Mamiellophyceae, Mamiellales, Bathycoccaceae. The transcript has a single exon.